CGGCGGGUUAAAGUUGACGCAGACGCAGUGCGUGUGGUGCUUCCGCCUGCCUCCUCUUUCAGUUCUUCGCUUACUGUGCAGAAGGUCCUUCUCUGAGCUCCAUCAUGGCGAACGUUGCCGAUACAAAACUAUACGACAUUCUCGGGGUAUCCCCGACUGCCUCAGAGAACGAGCUGAAAAAGGCAUACCGCAAACUAGCAAAAGAAUACCACCCAGAUAAGAAUCCAAAUGCUGGAGACAAGUUCAAAGAAAUCAGCUUUGCCUAUGAAGUGUUGACCAAUCCAGAGAAGAAGGAGUUGUACGACCGUUAUGGGGAGCAAGGCCUGCGGGAAGGUGGUGGAGGUGGGGCCGGGAUGGACGACAUCUUCUCGCACAUCUUCGGCGGGGGCCUCUUCGGGUUCAUGGGCGGACAGGGCAGGAGCCGGAAUGGCGGCAGGCGAAGAGGAGAAGACAUGGUCCAUCCACUCAAGGUGUCUCUUGAAGACCUGUACAAUGGAAAAACAACCAAGUUACAACUCAGCAAGAAUGUACUGUGUAGUACCUGUAAUGGCCAGGGUGGGAAGUCUGGAGCUGUUCAGAAGUGUACCGCCUGCAGGGGGCGUGGCAUGCGCAUCAUGAUCAGACAGCUGGCCCCAGGAAUGGUCCAACAGAUGCAGUCAGUUUGUACUGACUGUAAUGGGGAAGGUGAACUAAUUAAUGAAAAGGACCGCUGCAAAAAGUGCGAGGGUAAGAAGGUGGUUAAAGAGGUAAAAAUCCUGGAGGUUCAUGUGGACAAAGGCAUGAAACACGGUCAGAAGAUCACCUUCGGAGGGGAAGCGGACCAAGCGCCCGGGGUGGAGCCAGGGGACAUUGUCCUAGUCCUGCAGGAGAAGGAGCAUGAGACAUACAGAAGAGAUGGCCAUGAUCUGCACAUGACCCACAAAAUCGGCCUGGUGGAAGCACUCUGUGGGUUCCAGUUCACAUUGAAACACUUGGACGCAAGACAGAUCAUGGUGAAAUACCCGCCUGGCAAAGUCAUUGAGCCAGGUUCCAUCAGGGUGGUGCGGGGCGAGGGAAUGCCACAGUAUCGUAACCCCUUUGAAAAGGGCGAUUUGUUUAUCAAAUUCGAUGUGCAGUUCCCCAGCAGCAACUGGAUUAGUCCUGAGAAACUCGCCGAGCUGGAGGACCUGCUGCCGGCCCGGGCGGAGCCGCCCAUCGUGUCGGGCGAUGCGGAGGAGGUGGACCUGCAGGACUACGUCAGCCAGAGUUCGUCCGGCGGGCACAGGCGCGAGGCAUACAACGACAGCUCGGACGACGAGGGCGGCCACCACGGGCCCGGCGUCCAGUGCGCGCACCAGUAGUCCCGCCGCAGGGGGAAAAACCAGCCGCACGGGGGAAGCGUGGGUGUGCCCCCCAUUUUAUCUGCUCUGGAUUCGCCCAGAGAAGGCCCCCCCCCCCCCCCCCCCCCCCGUCUCCAUACACUGCACCGCUACCAUCGGCAACCCCGAUCAGAUUAAAUGAACAGGUCACAACCCACCGCUCAUUGUGUAAACUUGAUGUUUUUCACUUUAUUUUAUUUUUCGGUCGUAGUAUUUACAGUUAAUUUAAACUAACCAUACGUGAGGAAGCUUUGCCUCAGAACUCGACGGAGUGGCGUGAGAUUGGUGAGAUCCUGGUCGGAGAAAGACGCGGUCAACAUCACUUUUUUUUUUUUUUUUUUUUUUAGUUGUUUGUAUCUGUGCUUCAUUUAUACAAAUUUAUUUACUUUUUACUUUUUCCUUGCUAUAUAUUUUAAAAUGGGGGGAAAAAAAUACUACAACAUUGUGUAUAAAUUGAAAGUGAUUGUCCAUUAAGCUUUAUAUCUGCUGCCAUCACAAAAGCUGCUGUGAAUACUUUAGAAGAAAUAAUUCCAUAGCCUGUAUCUGUCCUCAGUCCAGGUGCAUGUUAGAAAGUAUUGAUUCCUGCACUGAAGAAACAUCACAUUUAAACGAGUGACAGUGUGGAGACAAAAUAACUAUAUUACUUCUGUGAAAGGUUUCUGAAGUUAAAUAAAGUGUUCUUGAAAAUCUGAACCAUACAGCAUGUCAUUUUUGUAGUCUGUCCCAUUGAAUUGGAUUGCCUUAGCGGGACUUCUGCAGGCUUAUUAAACCUGUGAUCUGAGCCACAUGUACUGGCUAAUUCUCAUUUCAACUUGAAUAUCUUGGUUUCUUCCCCAUCCAAAGCGGGCAGCGGCACUUUGUAAAUUAAAACAUGACCUUGUUUUCAGGUUUGUGUGCACCUUCUAAGUCUACCUGUAUAUAACAAAGGUAGUGUCUAAAUAUUGUAUUACCCUGGAAAAAAUUAAACUUGUACAUCUUCGGCGUGGAGUGGGAUUCAUUUUGAGAUGUUUUGAACAUCAUUAUCGCAGUGCUUUGUCAUGUAUAAUUUGAAUGUUAACUGAAUCUGAAAAGCUUUCGUUGAGAAAUGCUGCCUUAGGUUUUGUUAUGGUUGCUAUCAAGGGCAAGCUAUCAUUCCAGAGAAGUGUAAUAAGAAAAAGCUUUUGGCUGUACAUUGAACUAUUAGUCGCCAGAAUAUAGUUAAACACUCUUUGCCAUAAAGUUGUGUUGGAUGUGUGUGUUGCCUGAAUUAUAGAUCACUGAGAAAUCAUAAAAUUAAGCAUAAAAAUGUUUGUUUUUUUUCCUAGUAGGCUAUAACUUGGUGAGUUUAAUUUGCUUGUCACAUGUUGAUCCCAAAAUAUAGAUAUUCAAAUUAUUUUGUUGUAACAUUGGAGAAGGAUUGUUAAACCUGAAUAGUGUCAUGUGACUUGCCCCAUAGCCCUCCACCAUAACGGGCAGUCUUAAAACACUGCAGAAAUGGGAGAGGGCUGAUCGGGAAUCUGCACUCGGGGGUUAAACGUAUAACUGGAUUGUCUGGCGAAAGUACAACAACCUUGCAAGCUUCUACAUUUGUCCAAAUUUUGGAAGCCUGUGCUUGAAAAACAUGACCUUGUAAUUUAUUGAAGUGUUGAUGCACAUGUUUGUUCAUGUUUGUUUGUACAAUAAAUUGUCACAUGUCA
Conger conger (European conger) is the source of this 3034-nucleotide messenger RNA. RefSeq names its product dnaJ homolog subfamily A member 2. Gene Ontology annotation, cellular component: cytoplasm; cytosol. Lineage: Eukaryota; Metazoa; Chordata; Actinopteri; Anguilliformes; Congridae. The record is from RefSeq and is a predicted model, not a curated record. Gene Ontology annotation, biological process: response to heat; protein refolding. The coding region runs from base 105 to 1340 and encodes 411 amino acids. The transcript is spliced from 9 exons. Gene Ontology annotation, molecular function: Hsp70 protein binding; ATP binding.